Penicillium maclennaniae is the source of this 267-nucleotide messenger RNA. RefSeq lists its product as uncharacterized. Bases 1 to 267 code for a protein of 88 amino acids. The transcript has 2 exons. The record is from RefSeq and is a predicted model, not a curated record. NCBI's taxonomy places the organism in Eukaryota, Fungi, Ascomycota, Eurotiomycetes, Eurotiales, Aspergillaceae.
AUGGCUCUCGUCCGCGAUCCAUAUUUCUGGAAACGCUUCAGCACAGCAGUUCAUUUAGAUGAGGUAGCCAAGAGCGCAAGCACACUCGACCUGGAAUCGAUGCAGAAAAGACAAGCCGACAACUGGCUCGAGCGAGAACGCCAAAAAAGCAAACGCUCGCUCAUCUGGGGCUUUGUCAUUUUCAUAUUCAUCAUCCUGAUUGUCGUCGGCGGUGUGAUCGUCUGGUGGCUCGCCAAGCACAACUGGCUUCAGACUCCUGAACCGUGA